AGAUGUCCAUGGUAAUAAGAGUCAGGAGCACUAUCUGGUCUUGGGCAAAUCUUUUGAAGAUACCGUCAUGGAUCCCUCCCUUGACUGAUGAUAGAGGUAUUCUGGGAGGAGAAGGAAGCCCCACCUCUGACAGCAGUCCUGAGGAGACAUCAGGAACAGGCCCCUCCACCCUCCCAAGUGGCUGUGGUCUGAGCCACAUUCUAAGCGCUGCGGUCUGGUGUCCAUUGCCUUGGGGCCAUAGUCGUGUUGUGAUGUGGUGCUGUGUAACUCUGCCCCGGACCCCACACAGUGUGGGGUGUGCUGGCCUGGAGUGUCGGGGCCACAGGGCACAGCUGGGUCACUGUUUGCCUCGCCUUCUGAGGAGAAGAUUGGAGGAUCCAAACUACUGGAUACAGGUGCACCGACUUGAACAUGGAGAUGGAGGAAUACUGGACCUUGACGAUACCCUCUGUGAUGUAGCAGAUGAUAAAGACAGACUGGUAGCCGUGUUUGACGAGCAGGACCCACACCAUGGAGGUGAUGGCACCAGUGCCAGUUCCACGGGUACCCAGAGUCCAGAGAUAUUUGGCAGUGAGCUUGGUACCAACAGUGUUUCAGCCUUUCAGCCUUAUCAAGCAACAAGUGAAAUUGAGGUCACACCUUCAGUCCUUCGUGCAAAUAUGCCUCUUCAUGUCCGACGAAGCAGUGACCCAGCUUUAAUUGGCCUUUCAACUUCCAUUAGUGAUAAUAAUUUUUCUUCUGAAGAGCCUUCACGGAAAAACCCCACACGCUGGUCAACAACAGCUGGCUUCCUUAAGCAAAACACUGCUGGGAGCCCUAAAACCUGUGACAGGAAGAAAGAUGAAAACUAUAGAAGCCUUCCACGGGAUGCUAGUAACUGGUCUCACCAAUUUCAGAGAGACAAUGCUCGCUCAUCUCUGAGUGCCAGUCACCCAAUGGUGGACAGGUGGCUGGAGAAGCAAGAACAGGAUGAGGAUGGGACAGAAGAAGACAACAGUCGCGUUGAACCUGUUGGACAUGCUGACACUAGUUUGGAGAACAUACCCAGCUUUUCUCUGGAUGAUAUGGUAAAGCUCGUACGAGUCCCCAACGAUGGAGGGCCUCUGGGAAUCCAUGUAGUGCCUUUCAGUGCUCGAGGCGGCAGAACCCUGGGGUUAUUAGUAAAACGAUUGGAGAAAGGUGGUAAAGCUGAACAAGAAAACCUUUUUCAUGAGAAUGAUUGCAUUGUCAGGAUUAAUGAUGGCGACCUUCGAAAUAGAAGAUUUGAACAAGCACAACAUAUGUUUCGCCAAGCCAUGCGUACACCCAUCAUUUGGUUCCAUGUGGUUCCUGCAGCCAAUAAAGAGCAGUACGAACAACUAUCCCAGAGUGAGAAGAACAAUUACUAUUCAAGCCGCUUCAGUCCGGAUAGCCAGUAUAUGGAUAACAGGAGUGUGAAUAGUGCAGGACUUCCAGCACUGCAGAGAGCUCCCAGACUGAACCACCCGCCCGAGCAGAUAGACUCUCACCCCCGACUACUACCUCAGAGCACACACCCCUCCGGAAAACCGCCAGCGGCUCCGGCCCCAGCACCGCAAAAUGUAUUUAGUACAAAUGUAAGCAGUGGUUAUAACACCAAAAAAAUAGGCAAGAGGCUUAAUAUCCAGCUGAAGAAAGGUACAGAAGGCUUGGGAUUCAGCAUCACUUCCCGAGAUGUAACAAUAGGUGGCUCAGCUCCAAUUUAUGUGAAAAACAUCCUCCCAAGAGGGGCUGCCAUCCAAGAUGGCCGACUUAAGGCAGGAGAUAGACUUAUAGAGGUAAAUGGAGUAGAUUUAGCAGGCAAAUCCCAAGAGGAAGUUGUUUCCCUGUUGAGAAGCACCAAGAUGGAAGGGACCGUGAGCCUUCUGGUCUUUCGCCAAGAAGAUGCCUUCCACCCAAGGGAACUGAAUGCAGAGCCAAGCCAGAUGCAGAUUCCAAAAGAAACGAAAGCAGAAGAUGAGGAUAUUGUUCUCACACCUGAUGGCACCAGGGAAUUUCUGACAUUUGAAGUUCCACUUAACGAUUCAGGAUCAGCUGGUCUUGGUGUCAGCGUCAAAGGUAACCGGUCAAAAGAGAACCAUGCGGAUUUGGGAAUCUUCGUCAAGUCCAUUAUUAAUGGAGGAGCGGCAUCUAAAGAUGGAAGGCUUCGGGUGAAUGAUCAACUGAUAGCAGUGAAUGGAGAAUCCCUGUUGGGCAAGACAAACCAAGAUGCCAUGGAAACCCUCAGAAGGUCUAUGUCUACUGAAGGGAACAAGCGAGGAAUGAUCCAGCUCAUUGUUGCGAGGCGAAUAAGCAAGUGCAAUGAGCUGAAGUCACCUGGGAGCCCCUCUGGACCUGAGCUGCCCAUUGAAACAGUAUUGGAUGAUCGAGAACGAAGAAUCUCCCAUUCCCUCUACAGUGGGAUUGAGGGGCUUGAUGAAUCCCCCACGAGAAAUGCUGCCCUCAGCAGGAUAAUGGGUAAAUACCAGCUCUCCCCCACGGUGAACAUGCCCCAAGAUGACACUGUCAUUAUAGAAGAUGACAGGCUGCCGGUGCUCCCUCCACAUCUCUCUGACCAGUCAUCUUCCAGCUCCCACGAUGAUGUGGGCUUCGUGACAACGGAUGCUGGCACAUGGGCAAAGUCUGCAAUCAGUGAUUCAGCAGACUGCUCUUUGAGUCCAGAUGUUGAUCCAGUUCUUGCUUUUCAACGAGAAGGAUUUGGACGCCAGAGUAUGUCAGAAAAACGCACAAAGCAAUUUUCAGAUGCCAGUCAAUUGGAUUUCGUUAAAACGCGAAAAUCAAAAAGCAUGGAUUUAGGUAUAGCUGACGAGACUAAACUCAAUACAGUGGAUGACCAGAAAGCAGGUUCCCCCAGCAGAGAUGUAGGACCUUCCCUGGGUCUGAAGAAGUCAAGCUCAUUAGAGAGUCUGCAGACGGCAGUUGCUGAGGUGACUUUGAAUGGGGAUAUUCCUUUCCACCGCCCACGGCCGCGGAUAAUCAGAGGAAGGGGAUGCAAUGAGAGCUUCAGAGCUGCCAUCGACAAGUCUUAUGAUAAACCUGCGGUAGAUGAUGAUGAUGAAGGCAUGGAGACGUCAUUCUCUUGGGAAGGGAAGGAUAAAGGAGGUGACAUUUUACCAGCAUCUUCAGGAGCAUUUUACCUGUUUUAUUUGGAGGGAUGCAUUAAAGAGAAGUUUAGAAUAAAGAGUCGAAACGAAAAAUGGUUUUUGAAUGACGGUGCUGCAUUAAAGAGAAAUGAGCAGCUUCACGUUAAACCUUCUUCAGAAAGAGAAACUUAA
Molecule: messenger RNA, 3293 nt
Organism: Leptonychotes weddellii (Weddell seal)
Lineage: Eukaryota; Metazoa; Chordata; Mammalia; Carnivora; Phocidae
Source: RefSeq, a predicted model, not a curated record